GGGUGAGGUGACGUCAUCACGUAGUGCUGGUCCCUGCCCGUCAGCCCAGGAAACCCUGUGUAGAGCUGCCAACGCCCGGUGGAGAGAAGGGGGAACGACUGAGAGGUCUGCAUUAAACGAGCUUUGCCGACAUCGAGUAAUUAGCAGCCAUGCAGACGAUUAAGUGCGUGGUCGUUGGUGAUGGAGCCGUUGGUAAAACCUGCCUCUUAAUCUCUUACACAACAAACAAAUUCCCUUCGGAGUACGUGCCCACGGUAUUUGAUAACUAUGCCGUAACGGUUAUGAUCGGCGGGGAGCCGUAUACUCUAGGAUUAUUUGAUACCGCGGGGCAGGAAGAUUACGAUAGACUAAGACCCCUCAGCUACCCCCAGACAGAUGUGUUUCUCGUCUGCUUCUCGGUGGUCUCUCCAUCUUCGUUUGAAAAUGUGAAAGAAAAGUGGGUACCGGAAAUCACCCACCACUGUCCCAAGACCCCUUUCUUGCUCGUCGGGACCCAGAUCGACUUAAGAGAUGACCCUUCGACGAUCGAGAAGCUUGCAAAAAACAAACAGAAGCCCAUCACUCCAGAGACGGCGGAGAAGCUGGCCCGGGACCUGAAGGCGGUGAAGUACGUGGAGUGUUCUGCACUCACGCAGAGAGGUCUGAAGAAUGUGUUUGAUGAGGCUAUCCUAGCGGCCCUCGAGCCUCCGGAAACUCAGCCCAAACGGAAGUGCUGUUUAUUCUAAGCUGCGCUCUCUCUCUCUCUCUCUCUCUCUCUCUCUCUCGAUGCUGCUUCCGCUGUCCCACCACUUGUAGCGAAACAUUAAAUAAAUUACAAAAACCUAAUAAAACAAGUAUGUUGGCAAAA
Spea bombifrons (plains spadefoot toad) is the source of this 847-nucleotide messenger RNA. It is a transcript of the gene CDC42, whose product is annotated as cell division cycle 42. Gene Ontology annotation, biological process: small GTPase-mediated signal transduction; modification of synaptic structure. Lineage: Eukaryota; Metazoa; Chordata; Amphibia; Anura; Pelobatidae. Gene Ontology annotation, molecular function: GTPase activity; GTP binding. Gene Ontology annotation, cellular component: dendritic spine. The record is from RefSeq and is a predicted model, not a curated record. The transcript is spliced from 6 exons. The coding region runs from base 150 to 725 and encodes 191 amino acids.